AUGUUGGUCUGCGCUGGAGUGUUCGGCGUGCUUUACGUUUUUAACGGCGCGCAGCACGGGGGCAGACGAGGGACAAGAGUCGAGCGGGAUAAUGGUGACGGAACCGAGCUCGUGGCGAGAUUGGUGGGAUCACCGGGUGCGGCGCAGCACGGUGGUAGUGGGGAGGGUCAGGAGGGGGUUGGACAGGUGGCUUACCACACGAUGGAGAGAAUACUGGCGUCGGCUUCCUGCUCGGGGGGCGUGGUAAACGGGAACAUGGCGGUGUUGUACAUCACCGGCGUGGUGUACUGUUUUCUUGGGCUGGCGAUAGUGUGCGACGAAUUCUUUCAGACGUCUCUUGAGAAGAUUUCGGAUGUCCUCGGGCUCACGCCCGACGUCGCCGGGGCGACGUUCCUCGCCGCCGGGUCUUCGGCACCAGAGUUAUUCACGUCUCUCGCAGACGCGUUUGGCGAAGCCAACUCGACGGGAACGGGGACGAUCGUCGGCUCGGCGAUGUUCAACAUCCUCGUCAUCGUGGCGCUCUCGGCGGCAGUUGCGGGUACCGGCGGGAGGUCUAUCCACAUCGACUGGCGACCGGUCUGCCGAGACAUCGUUUUUUACACCUUCUCCAUUGCCGUCCUGGGGUUGGUGUUCAUAGACAGCGAGGUCAUGUGGUGGGAGGGCCUCAUCAUGUUCCUCGCUUACAUCGUGUACAUCAUCUUCAUGAAGUACAACUCGCGCAUUCUCGCGCACUGCCAGCCGCCUAGAAUCGGCAUCACCGACGAGCAACAGGUGUCGGGCGCGGACGUGGCCGCCGCCGUGGAGGCCGUCACCGGAACCAAGCGAUCUUCUCUGGCGGGCGCCAGCGGUGGCGGAGAAGAUACUGCGAAGGUGGCGCCGCUCCCGCAAGACAACGCAGCCACAGCAGCAGAAGGAGCGCCGGGUGUUGGUGCGCAGGGCGCAGAGGCGGAGGCGGCGGCCGGAGGAGCCAACCCUACGCCAAAGUCGCUCACCCUUGGCAUCCGCAACAGGGUCGAAAAGAGAAUGAGUGGCUCCGGCAUGACCACAGGGUCGGACGAGCACAAACCGCUUGUCCUUGGCGAUCAGAACCAGGUCACGGCCGACGAGGAAAACGGUGGCGCUGAGGGAAAAGCUUCAGCUGCCGGUGCUGCCGUAGAGGGGUCGUCUGUGGGGGCGGCGGCUGGCGAAGGGAAGAAAAUGGGGGAUGAGGAAGAGCCGGAAGAAGACCGCUUUGCGUGGCCAGAAAAUCGUGUCGAUCAGGUGCUUUUCGUCUUGGGGUUGCCGAUGUUGGUGGCGCUGUCGGUCACUAUCCCGGACUGCGGCAAGCCGAGGUGGGAACAGUGGUACGUCGUGUCCUUCCUCAUGAGCCUCGCAUGGAUCGGGGUGCUGACUCACUACAUGGUCGAAUGGGUCAACGGCCUGGGCUGCUUCCUCGAAGUGAGCCCGAUCUUCAUGGGUCUGGUGGUCCUGGCCAUCGGGACGUCCGUGCCGGACGCCAUGGGCUCCAUGAUCGCCGCGCGUAGUGGGGAGGCGAACAUGGCCAUCGCCAACGCGAUCGGGAGCAACGUCUUCGACGUGCUGAUCGGGCUGGGGUUUCCCUGGUUCCUGCGGGGGAUCAUCAAGGGCGAGCCCAUGACGGUGGACAGAAACGGCAUCGCCCUCAACGUGAUCAUCCUGUUCUGCACGGCCGUCCUGUUCGUGUCUGUGCUGGCCUGGAACGACUGGUCCAUGAACACCAAGAUGGGGAUCUUCCUGUUCUGCUUGUACGUGGCCUACGUCAUCUUCGUCGUUAUCCGCGAGCUCGUCCUCUGA
Molecule: messenger RNA, 1812 nt
Organism: Ectocarpus sp. CCAP 1310/34
Lineage: Eukaryota; Phaeophyceae; Ectocarpales; Ectocarpaceae
Source: the annotation of a GenBank genome assembly